AUGCUGAAAAGAAGCUUUAUUGACACUCUUCCAAUUCAACUAAAAUCCAUCAUAUUUGCAGACCAACAAGAAGAUCAUUCCCUACCAUCUUCUUCUUCUUCUUCAGCUUCAACCUCCUUUUCUUCGAUUCUGCCAGCUUCGGCACCUUCUUCAUCGGCUACUUCCUCGGACCCGCCGUCUCCCUCCGUCUCCUCGGUCCCCCCUUCUCCCUCCAUUUACUCAUUCGACUCGUCUCUUAUCAAGUCCACCCCGCUGGAUGAAAAGGCAUCGACGUUUCUAAUUGCAAAGUUGCUUGAACAGAAGGGGAUCAUUUUCACUGAAUUCAAUAACAUCCAGUUGAAGCUGUUUGACGUGGAUUCCACUCUAAGCCAUGAAGAAUUCGAUAGGCUGAUGACAAAAUUGGAUGACAAUGGUAGGCAUCUACUAUGUGAGAAAAUCAAAUUGAUUUACGGCUUCAAUAGCUUGACAUCGUUUAUCUUGAGGUUGAUUAAUAUACUCAACUUCUCAACCUUCUUUUCGAUAUUCGACAUUACCUCUAAUAUAAAACUAUACGGAUUCUACUCUCUAAGUUACAAAAAUCCUGUUGAAAUCCUUGUGAAACAGAUAAGGAAUGAUCUGUUUAUUGUCAAAUCUUUCAAGGAAUUCACUCUCCAGGAAAUGAAGAGAGAGCAUGAUUUCCACUUGCCGUAUAAGGAAUUCAAGAGAUUAAAUCUAAACGACGGAAAUUUGGUUGUUGUGAAAAUCUUGUUUAAGAAUGAACAAAAACCAAUUGAUUUAUCCUUGAUUAGACCAUUGCUGCCAAAGAUUCAAAUGUUGCAUUUAUCGUUGGAGAAUGAAUCAAAAUUGAAACCAUUCAAUGACUUGAUUGACCAAUUUGGUUCAAAUUUGAAAUACCUCAAGUUUGGAGUUAAUAGGGGUACUUUCCAAAAAAUACCGAACAAGAAUAACAUUGACAUUCUGAAAUUGGUCAAUAUCGACAACCUGGACUUUAUCAAUGGGUUGAAGGACUGUUCCUCACUUGAUGUUUUCUUUGAUAAUUGGGAAUUGAGGAAAAACUGUGACAUUAAAUUCCAGUCGAGUUUUAUCAUUGAUUUCGAAAUCAAACAAAAGAUUGAAAAUUUGAAAACUUUGAACAUCUUCCACACCUAUAUCGACUCGAAAGAUUUGAGCAAAUUGAAAUACUUCCCCAAUUUAACCCAUUCAAAAAUCUCAUACGUGAUACUUGAUAACAACGGUUUUGACAUGAGUGAAUGUUUGAAUUUACAAGAACUGAAGAUCCACUUUACGUAUCAGAAAACACAUGACGAUUUGGUUGACUAUAAUGACAAUUUCAAACCAGAUAAUAUCCAAUGGCCAACUAACUUGAAGAAGUUAUCAAUCACAAUCCAUAACAUCAAGAAUUUAAUUCAAAACUUUUCCAUUAGGUUGAAUAUUUUGAGAAAAAUCUCGAAACCUUUACCUCCUUCAAUUGUCGAUCUAUGUAUUGACAUUAGUUAUGACACGGGUGGUUCGGGACCUGAACUUUAUUCGAUCUCGAGAGAUGAUAUACUUAAAAUUUCUUCUUUAAUCAACCAGAUUCUAACCAACAAUUUGGAGAAUCUGAAACUAAAGGGUAUUUCCAGGUAUAAUUAUAAGAUCGGUAAGCCUUUAAUUUUUUCUGCAAUCAAUUUCCCAACCUCAUUGAAACUGCUUUCCUUGAAUGACUUUAUACUUGACUAUAACUUUAUCAAUUUACCAAAUUUGAAAAAGCUUUAUUUUGAGCAUUCACUUUUUGAUUCAGAUUUUAAGCUACCUUCAAGUGAAGAAAUCCUAAUUGAAAAGUGUACUUUCAAGGACUUGUCAUUUAUUCCAUUGGACUCAACGAAAAUCGAAUUUAAAAUGUGUACAUUCAGAAAAGUACCUUCUUACAAUGGGGAUAUUUCCAAUGUUAUCAUCAAUAACUGCCGGGUCAUGGAACAACCAACCAAUAAUGUCUUUCAGUUUCAACAACACCUCCAGAGACAACGCAAGAAAGAUAGGCCUCAGCAGCAGCAGCACCAACAACAACAACAGCACCAACAACAACAACAACAGCACCAACAACAACAACAACAACAGCACCAACAACAACAACAGCACCAACAACAACAACAACAACAACAACAACAACAACAACAACAACAACAACAACAACAACAACAACAACGCUCACAUAAUGCUUCACUUUCUGCUGCCUCCGCUCGUGAGUUUGACCAACCAUUCUUAAACGGAUUCAUCAAUGAAUUCUCAAAUCUCCCAAACUCUCAACCACAUUCUCCCUUCCCGAUGGCAUUUGGUACUUCGAACUCGAAUUCAUUGCCAUUCAUGCAGAACGAUAUGAUCAACCCAUUAAACAAAGAUUUGGAGUUUCAAUUGGGAAAUCUAUCUUUAAACUCGACUCAGCAGCAUCAACACGCAAAUUCAAUACCAAUGACAUCCCCUCCAUUAUCAGCAUCCGAAUCAAUCUACAGUAACCAUCAUCCACUAGCCAACCCUCUGGAUUCUCUCUACGAUCCGCAGUUCUUUUUCAACAACCUACCAAAUAUUGGCUCCACAUUGAUGAAUCCAAUUCCUUCUAGCUUGGAUGAUGCUUUCCUCAUGUCCCAAUCCUCAAGUCUUUCUGGAUCAACAUCCUCGAUACUUCCACAGGCACGCCCUUCAGGUAAAUUCAACUAUCCUGCAGUACCUAAUGGUGCCAUUCCUUUUAACUCGCAGUUUAUGGAUGAGGAUGAUAUACAUCAAUACAGAUGA
Molecule: messenger RNA, 2769 nt
Organism: Pichia kudriavzevii
Lineage: Eukaryota; Fungi; Ascomycota; Pichiomycetes; Pichiales; Pichiaceae
Exons: 1
Coding region: 1-2769 (922 amino acids)
Biological process (GO): regulation of transcription by RNA polymerase II
Cellular component (GO): nucleus
Molecular function (GO): transcription cis-regulatory region binding
Source: RefSeq, a predicted model, not a curated record